Periophthalmus magnuspinnatus is the source of this 5303-nucleotide messenger RNA. RefSeq names its product jagged canonical Notch ligand 2b (gene jag2b). Gene Ontology annotation, molecular function: Notch binding; calcium ion binding. The record is from RefSeq and is a predicted model, not a curated record. The coding region runs from base 375 to 4142 and encodes 1255 amino acids. The transcript has 26 exons. Gene Ontology annotation, biological process: cell communication; Notch signaling pathway; multicellular organism development. Gene Ontology annotation, cellular component: membrane. NCBI's taxonomy places the organism in Eukaryota, Metazoa, Chordata, Actinopteri, Gobiiformes, Gobiidae.
AUUUGUAAGUGGUUUGCGCAGCUGCCAAUCAAAGCAGACAUCCUCUCCUCAGGCCGUGGAAUAGGGGAACAUCUCAGUUGCUGUGUAGAGAGAGAGAUUUGACCGAGGAACACUCCUGUAGUACAUGGACCUGCAUCAGUGCCGCUGCAAUUCGCCGACAGACCGCUGCUGCCACUACCACCACCACCACCUCCGCCGCCGCUCCUUGCGCACCCGCACCGACACCGGGACUCCUCCGCUGCGGUGCAAACGAGACGACGAGCGCCCCGCUGUACCCCUUGCCUCUCUCCGCGCGUUUGCAUGUCAGCACCAGCCGAGAGAGGAGGCACCAGUGUCGCUCGUGGUCCCUUAUGUCACUCUAAUUGAUCGGCGGCAUGGGGAAACGCACCGGGAUUAGGAACUGCUGCUGCCUCCCGAUAGUGUGCCUGCUACUGUUGACGUUAUGGACGGAGUUGUCCCACUCCACGGGCCACUUUGAACUACAACUGAUUUCUGUGGAGAACCUAAAUGGCGAACUAUCUGAUGGGGAGUGUUGUGAUGGGCCCAGGAACCACCAGGACCUACAGUGUACACGGGAUGAGUGCGACACCUAUUUCAAAGUCUGCCUAAAGGAGUACCAAACCGAAGUCACCACUACGGGGUCCUGCACGCUCGGAUCAGCCACGACUCAAGUACUCGGUGGAAAUAUGUUUUCUUUUCAAGGCACUAAGAAUAAUCCAAAUAAAAUUGAUGAAGCUGGGAAGAUUUUGAUCCCGUUUCAGUUCGCUUGGCUGAGGACCUUCUCGUUGAUUGUAGAAGCCUGGGACUGGGACAAUGGCACGCGCAACAACAAUGAUGAGGAGCUCCUGAUCGAGCGGGGCACCCACACUGGCAUGAUCAACCCGGGCGACAGCUGGCAGACCAUCACCAUCGACGGCACCACAGCGCGCAUUGUCUACCGCAUCCGGGUCCGCUGCGACGAGAACUACUACGGCUACAAGUGCAACGAGCUCUGUGUGCCCCGCGACGACUACUUCGGACACUACCGCUGUGAGCCAUCGGGGGCACAAGUCUGUCUGGACGGGUGGAUGGGCCAUGAUUGCAAGACAGCGAUCUGCAAACAGGGAUGCAACCUGUUACAUGGCAGCUGCUCUGUCCCAGGGGAAUGCAAGUGUAACUACGGCUGGCAGGGGCAGUUCUGUGAUGAGUGCGUGCUUUACCCCGGAUGUGUCCAUGGCACCUGUAGCCAGCCCUGGCAGUGCAAAUGUGAGAGGAACUGGGGAGGCCUGCUCUGUGACAAAGAUCUGAACUACUGCGGCCGCCACCAGCCCUGUGUGAAUGGAGGCACUUGCAUGAACACAGAGCCAGAUGAGUACUACUGCGCCUGUCCUCAGGGCUACUCUGGAAAGACCUGCCAGAUCGUGGAGCAUGCGUGCAUCUCAGAUCCCUGCGCUAACGGAGGCACAUGCCACGAGGUGCUCACAGGCUUUGAGUGUCACUGUCCUCCAGGCUGGAGCGGCCCCACCUGUGCCAACAAUCUAGACGAGUGUGCGUCAAGCCCGUGUGCACAGGGGGGGACGUGUAUCGAUCUGGAGGAUGGCUUUGAGUGUGUGUGCCCCCCACAGUGGGAAGGAAAAACCUGCCAGAUAGAUGUAAAUGAGUGCAAAAGCAAGCCCUGUGUCAAUGCUCUUUCUUGCAAAAAUUUGAUUGGUGGAUAUUACUGCGUCUGUUUUCGGGGCUGGUCUGGACAGAACUGUGAUAUGAAUUUAAAUGGAUGCCACGGACAGUGUCAGAAUGGAGCAACUUGCAAGGAGGGUGCACGGGGGUACCAGUGCCUGUGCCCCCCUGGCUUCGUUGGCGUUCACUGUGAGAUGCAGAGGAAUCAGUGCGACAGCCAGCCGUGCCACAACAACGGCAAAUGCCACACGGUGCUGGAGGGCUUCGUGUGCGAGUGCCCACCCGAGUUCUCCGGACAGCUGUGCGAGAUUCCAACUUGGUCGCCUGCAGACUCUUGCGAUUCAAACCCUUGUGAGAACGCAGCCACGUGCCACAGUAUGGGGCAGGAUUUCUACUGCGCUUGUCCCGAAGGCUACGAGGGCAAGACCUGUGCCACCCUAAAGGAGAACUGUCAGAGCACCCCAUGUCAAGUGAUUGACAGCUGCACCGUUGCCGUGGCGUCCAACGACUCCUCUGCAGUGCGUCACAUUUCCUCAAAUGUGUGUGGACCUAGGGGGCGCUGUGUGAGCCAUCCAACUGGUAACUUCACCUGCAUCUGCGACCAGGGUUUCAGUGGCAUCUACUGUCAUGAGAACAUCAAUGACUGCGUGAGUAACCCAUGCCAAAACAGUGGCACAUGCAUCGAUGGCAUCAACUCCUUCCAGUGCGUGUGUCCGGACGGCUGGGAGGGACGCCUCUGUGACCUCAACGUAAAUGAGUGCAGACACAGCCCCUGUAAAAACGGUGGGCGCUGCGUGGACCUGGUGAAUGAUUUCUACUGCGAGUGUGCCGAUAACUGGAAGGGCAAGACCUGUCAUUCGCGAGAGAGUCAGUGCGAUGCUACCACUUGCAGUAAUGGAGGCACGUGCUAUGACCAUGGGGACACCUUCCGCUGUGCGUGUCCUCCGGGAUGGGGUGGAAACACUUGCAACACAGCCAAGAACAACUCGUGCGCCUCCAGUCCUUGUUUGAACGGAGGGACCUGUGUGGGAGGAGGGGACGCCUUCACCUGUAUCUGCAAAGAAGGCUGGGAAGGCCCCUCAUGUGAACAAAAUAUCAACGACUGCAAUCCUCACCCAUGUUACAAUGGCGGUAUAUGUGUGGAUGGAGUCAACUGGUUCCGAUGUGAGUGCGCGCCCGGGUUCGCUGGACCAGACUGUCGAAUAAACAUCAACGAAUGCCAGUCCUCUCCGUGCGCCUAUGGUGCCACCUGCGUGGACGAAAUCAACGGCUACCGCUGCAUUUGUCCCCUCGGAAGAAGAGGCUCGCGAUGUCAAGAAUUCAUUGGCAUAGGGAAGACCUGCCACUAUGCCGGGCUGCAGUUCCCUCACGGCAGCCGCUGGGAGGAAGAAUGCAACAGCUGCCACUGCUUCAACGGAAAAGUGGCCUGUACAAAGGUGGUGUGUGGUCGUCGGCCGUGCCAGCUCCACCCCUCAGAGCAGGAGCAGAGACAGCUGUGUCCUGCUGGCAGAGAGUGUGUGGAACACAGAUACCUGGGCUGCCUAUCUCCCCCCUGUCACCAGUGGGGGGUGUGUUCCGUGGCAGGACCCUCGCCCUCACAGCCGCCCACCAAGUGCCAGCCCAACUCCGGGCACCUGGAUAACAGCUGUGGGCGGAUCACUCUAGUGUUCAGCCAGGACAAAGUGCCCAGGGGAACCACAGUAGAGAAUAUCUGCUUUGAGCUGAGGUACCUGCCCGACAUCCGUAGCCUGGCCACGGACCACUCCCUUCUCCUUCUCUGUGACAUUUCACAUUCAAACCAGGAUGCCGUAGAAGUGGCCAUUUCUUUCCACCCGGAGGACCUCCCAGACCACAGCCUGGUGCAGCAGGUGGCCAGCACCAUAGUGAGUGCCCUGUCCAAACGCCACAACAGCACCAUACUGCUGGCUGUCACCGAGGUCAAAGUGGAGACGCGGGUCAUGCCCCCCUCUGUGGAUUACCUGGUGCCCGUCCUGUGUGCCGUCUUCUGCCUGCUCUGCCUGUUCUGUAUCAUCGUGUGUGUGUGGUGGACCCGUAAGAGGAGAAAAGAGCGUGAGAGGAACGCCCGGCCCCCUACUGACGAUAACGUGAACAACCAGUGGGAGCCCCUGCGUGUGGUGGUGGGACAGGCCCAGCAGCUCAAAGAGAGCAACAGAGAAGCGGAGCAGGAGCGGAGAAAGCUCAUGGGUCCGGCGUCAUGUCGGACGUGUGAGGAGGGGGAGGAGGGGGAUGAGGAGACUGAGACAGAGGGAGAGCUGGAGGAGGAGAGCUGUGGAGCUGAGGCAGGCUCCAAGUACUCUAAGACUGCAGUGCAGUCCAGUGGGGCGCUCAUCUGCACCCUGCACAGCUCCAGUCCACCCCUCAAAUCACCCCACCGGACCCCCGGCUACAGCCCCAAAGACAACCGCUGGAAAAAUGUCAGCGCCGUGUUCAACGGGAAAAAGGACCUGACAGAUCAUUGUGUAUAAGCAAUUGAAGCAAAGACUCGCAGGCCAGCGAGAAGCUGCCAGGCAGCUACUAUCUUAUUUUGGACUAUUUGGAGGAGAAAAGGCUUUGUGUUAACAAGCCCUUCUUUGUUUGGUUUCAUGUUUUUGUCACUGUCACCUGAUCAGGAGGCUCGAGCACAGUGAACAUGCUUUUUUAUUUCUCUUCUUUUAUUUUUCUUUCAAAUGUACAGAAGGAGCUUAGUUUUGUUUUCAGGAGGCAAGAUCUCUGCAAUUUAUGUUUGGAGUUGUACCAUUUGGAGAAGAGGUGAACAUGCUAUCUGUAUAAAGACAUUUGUGUUUAAGAUGAUUUAGUUGAGUUGUCACAGGCUCCUGUUGAGUGUAUGGGGCAGAUACUAAGGGACAGCGAGGGAGGGGCAUGUUGUGACCCCUCCCUCCCUUCGUCUCUGAUCUACCACCUGUGGCCGUCCCAUGCCAGCCUUACCAAAACCAUGGCCUGGAGGGAGAGGGGACCAACCCCAGUGCCUACUACGUGGCCUUCCAUAGUUUGUCCAGUCUCUGUUGUGGUUGGUGAAAAUGAAAGUGAAAGCUCAGUUCGAGGAGUUUGCAGUAUUGAGUUGGUAGCAAGUGCCUUUCCACUGAGCCCCCGAGGCUCUGAGUCGCGCUGCCCUGUUUGACCUCCGCGUUCUCACAUCUCAAAGGGAUGUACAUUUAGAAAGUUCAAUUUCACAGCAACGCCAUUCAAGGUAUUUGAUCAACACACAACUUUGUACAUAUAUGUAAAUACUAAAGGAGUCGCUGUGUAUAUUUGAAAUAAGUAACUUAAAGACAAGUCACACAUUUUUAUUAUUAUUAUUAUUAUUGAUAUAUGAUUAAUAUUAUUUUUAUUUUUUUUUACAAUGCCAUUCCUUUUAUUUAUGCCAGUUGAAAUAGGCAGGUUUUAUAACACGUCAUAUCCAGAGUCCCAAAGUUAAACCUUACUGUAAGGUACCAGCUGAGGGCUUCUUGAGGGCUUUACAAAUGCUCUGUCAUUGGGGAUAAAAAAAACAUACUAACCAAUACAACAAUGCAUUAUGUUGAAUAUUAUAUUAGUUUUAGAUGUAAAAAAUAUGGGUUUAAGUGCUCAAAGUAGCCACGUUAUUUUCUUAAAUUAUUUUGAGUUGUUUCAGUUGAGCUGAUUUUUAU